CGUGGCCGAGGCUGUCGGUGCCGCGUCGUUCGAGGGUCGGGUCGUUGCUCCGCCUCCUCCGCCACGGAGGCUUCAGGAAGAAAUUUCGGGAGGGGGAGGAAAAUGGCGGCGCCCAGUGAGGAGCCGUUGGCGCCGCCGCCGCCGCGCUCGCUGCAGUCUUCCGCGACGGGCGGUUCGUCCUCGUCCUUGCAGGGGUUGAGCGGAGGCCCCGGGCCCAACCCGUUAUCGCGGAAGCUCCGCAAAGUGCUGGAGACGCGGCUGGAGGCGGACAAGGAAAUGUUAGAGGCACUCAAGGCUCUUUCCACCUUUUUUGUUGAAAACAGUUUACGUACCAGAAGAAAUUUGCGUGGGGAUAUUGAACAUCGAAGUUUAGCUAUAAAUGAAGAAUUUGUCUAUAUUUUCAAACAAGUGAAAGAGGAGCUUGAAAGUAUUAAUGAAGAUGUGCAGUUCAUGAACAACUGCUGCCAGGAUAUGACUAAUCACUUGAAGGCAACCAAGGAGCAAACACAGGAUUUAAUAGUAAAGACAACUAAGCUUCAAGCAGAGAACCAGAGGUUAGAAUUGAAAGCACAAAUAGCAGAUGCUUUCAUAGCAGAAUUCCAGCUUUCUCCAGAGCAAAUGAAUGUCCUUCGAAGUGCAAGAGAUGGACCUGUUACAGAGGAUUUUUUCAAAGUACUGGGAAGAGUAAAGCAAAUCCACAACGAUGUCAAGAUUCUUCUGCGCACAAACCAGCAGAGAUCAGGCCUAGAGAUUAUGGAACAGAUGGCCUUGCUCCAGGAGACUUCUUAUGAGCAGCUUUACCGGUGGGCACAAGGUGAAUGCAGGGCCUUAACCCAGGAAUCUUGUGACAUUUCUCCAGUUCUAGCUAAAGCAAUGGAAGCUUUGCAAGACAGGCCUGUUCUGUAUAAGUACACCCUUGAUGAGUUUGCCACUGCCAGAAGGAGUGCUGUGGUUCGAGGCUUCAUAGAUGCUCUUACUAGAGGAGGCCCAGGAGGAACACCCCGGCCGAUUGAAAUGCACUCCCACGAUCCUUUUAGGUAUGUAGGAGACAUGUUGGCAUGGCUGCAUCAAGCGACAGCUUCUGAAAAAGAGCACCUGGAAGCUCUGCUAAAACACAUAACCACUGAAGGGGUGGAAGAAAAUACGCAAGAAGUAGUUGGACACAUCACAGAAGGUGUUUGCCGGCCUCUUAAGGUUAGAAUUGAACAAGUGAUAGUAGCUGAACCAGGAGCAGUCCUGCUGUACAAAAUUUCUAAUCUUCUCAAAUUCUACCACCACACCAUCAGCAAUAUUGUGGGAAACAGUGCAGCGAUGCUCUUAACCACAAUAGAAGAGAUGCAUGUGUUGAGUAAAAAGAUCUUCUUCAACAGUCUGAGCCUUCAUGCAAGUAAGCUUUUGGAUAAGGUUGAAUUGCCUCCUGCAGAUCUUGGCCCAAGCACUGCAUUGAAUCAAACACUUGCUCUGCUGCGUGAGGUUCUAGCUUCCCAUGACUCAUGUGUCAUCCCUUUAGAUACUCGUCAAGCUGACUUUGCACAGGUCCUUUCUUGCGUGCUGGAUCCCCUGCUCCAGAUGUGUACGGUGUCUGCCAGUAACUUAGGAUCUGCUGACAUGGCAACCUUUAUGGUGAAUUCCCUUCAUAUGAUGAAGACAACACUGGCUCUGUUUGAAUUCACAGAUAAACGGCUAGAAAUGUUACAGUAUCAGAUUGAGGCACAUCUGGAUACCCUAAUAAAUGAACAAGCUUCCUAUGUAUUAACCAGAGUGGGCUUAAGUUACAUAUAUAAUGUUGUACAGCAACAUAAACCAGAGCAGGGUCCCUUGGCAAAUGUGCCCAGUAUGGAUUCUAUGUCACUAAAAGCUGCAAUGGUCCAGUUUGAUCGUUAUUUAUCAGCUCCUGAUGGUCUGUUAAUGCCACAAAUAAAUUUUCUUCUAAGCACAGCUGUUAAACAGCAGAUAAUAAAACUAUCCACAGAACUGGUCUGUAGAGCCUACAAUGAAGUAUAUGCAGCUGUGCUGAAUCCAAACAAUGAAUAUAAAGAUCCAGAAACAAUAUUGCACAGAUCGCCUCAUCAGGUUCAAGCUCUUCUCUCCUAAUUCUACCAUCUGAAACAUUCCUUUCAAUAUUCUCAUGGUUUAAAGUCAGAAUGCAAUCAUUCAGGUUUGUGGUAGGCAAUGAUAAAUAGGGGUGUGUGUAUUUAAGGGGAACAUGUAGCGUUGGAACCAUCUACUUGGUUGGCAGAGGUCAGGUCAGUCUUUAGGUUUAAAACUAUUGUGACAUAAAUUUGCAAGAGCUUUGUGCUGACAUGGAGGUUUCUGUGGGAAAUUACAGCUACAUUUUUAAAAAGGAUGAUAAAAUAAACAGGGUGCACCUAAAACACUUAAUUUGUUCAGGUGACUUAGCCGGUAUGGGCAUUGCCUGCCAUUCUUCCUUAACAGUUUGGAGGAGGAAACCCUUGACCAGUGAGGCUGAAUGCCUCUCUCUCUUUUUGCCCCUGAGAGGCAACGUCUGAACUCAAGUCUCUGGAAAUCUGCUUGCCAAUGGCUUCCUUGGCUACUGAAUCUGCCAACGCUGUGAACAAGAAACCGUCUCCUUUGGUUGUGUCCGUGUACUGUGUUCCCUUGGUUGGAGAGCCAGAUUGCCACAGCAAGGAGCCAUGAUCAGGUGGGGUGCUAAUGGGAAGGAAAGGCAUCAGGGGGUAUGGCAGGCUCUCUGCUGCAUACAUUUAGCCCUCCAUUGUAUAGAGGCUGGUGGUGGAGAUGCAGUCAGGGCUGUAAAGAUAGCUGACUAGAAAUGGGCGUAUUCCUAUUCAUAUAUGAAUAUCCCAGCACAGCUGGACUUAAUGAGGGUCCGGCUCUUGGGGCCAGACCAUUCACUCAUGUGUCCAGUCCUUUGCUCAUCCUUCCAAUCACUCCCAGAGCCCUGCUCUCUUCCCACUCGGCUGGCUACUCAGCAGCCAAGCAGGGAGACUUAGUUAUCUUUUAACAAAGAAUGUGGGAGCUAUUCCACCAGUUCCCUAUUGCUCUGGCAUUCUCUACCUCAUCCAACAGUGCCAGCGUUAGUGAAGAAAAGGCAAGAAAGGUAGCCUGUAAGCCUGACUUUGGAAAGGUGAUUUUUUUUCACCUCAGUCUUAUAUCCUGACAUUGCUCCAACGGUACCACCCAGUAGGAAAUAAGUCAUGAUUGUCCUUCAGAAUUGAUUUCAGUGGACCUUAAUUUGAUCUAGAUCUAUCAGAAAUUAAUUUGCAGUUGAUAUUUAAAUUCAUGGGCUGGGGAUUUCCAAGUGCUUGUAUAUGUGAUGAGUAAUCAGGCCAUAAAUAAAUAAAUAAGUUUAUCAA
Molecule: messenger RNA, 3335 nt
Organism: Pogona vitticeps (central bearded dragon)
Lineage: Eukaryota; Metazoa; Chordata; Lepidosauria; Squamata; Agamidae
Source: RefSeq, a predicted model, not a curated record